Molecule: messenger RNA, 891 nt
Organism: Morone saxatilis (striped sea-bass)
Lineage: Eukaryota; Metazoa; Chordata; Actinopteri; Moronidae
Product: eotaxin-like
Exons: 3
Coding region: 203-646 (147 amino acids)
Biological process (GO): monocyte chemotaxis; neutrophil chemotaxis; inflammatory response
Cellular component (GO): extracellular region
Molecular function (GO): chemokine activity; CCR chemokine receptor binding
Source: RefSeq, a predicted model, not a curated record
GCAGAGAGAACUUUGCUAAUCAGAAAACCACGAAUAUACACACCAUAAAUGCGGUGUGAGCAAACGUGGCUUCAUUCAGUACUUCUAACUACUCGAGGAAGCAGCAAAUUAUUUUUCUGUGUGUGAUUCAGAUCAUAUACGUUUGUUCUGAGAACUACUACGUUCAGCCAUAGAAGGACAAAGCCAAGGGAUAAUUUUGAAGAUGAGAGUCAGCCUGGUGUUAUCCGCUCUUCUCUGCUUCACCACAUGGAUGAGCAUGGUCCACGCAACCCAUGGACCAGUGUCAGACUGUUGUAUCGGGUGGUCCAACACCAGAGUCCAACUUGACCGAAUUGUGAAUUAUACCGUUCAGUCUGAAGGCGUCUGUCCAAUCACAGCCAUAAAAUUUCACACAAAGCUUGGAAAGACACUUUGCUCCGACCCGAGCAGUCCCUGGGCAAAAAGAGCCAUUAAGAAGGUGGACGGGGAAAAAAAAAAAAGUGGAUUGCAAGAGUUGGGACAAAAUGAAGACAGAACAACAAGGGACAUUACACCAGCAAUGUCCACCACAUCAAAAAAGGCACCACAGAAGAAAGGUAGAAAUGGAAGGAGACGACUGAGGAAAAGGUCCAGGAAAGGGAAGAAGUUGCUGAGCAAACGUAUCUGAGGAAUUACAAGACAAAUAAAAGCUACCAAAUAUUACUGUUUCCUAUUGGACUUGUCCCGCUAUAUUGCAUCAAUAGUAAACAAACCCAAAGCAAACAAGCUUUAUAUAUUAUUGUACUGAUGAUUAAAUAUUCAAUAUAUAUUUAAAAUAUAUGUUAACCGUAACUUGUUGUCAAAAUGUGUGUAUUUCAAUCAAAGAGCAAAGAUGUUGACCUUUUUCAUUUAGUUGCCAAUAAAAUGUUUUUG